This is a messenger RNA of Phymastichus coffea, 1442 nucleotides long. RefSeq names its product CTD nuclear envelope phosphatase 1 homolog (gene Dd). The transcript has 5 exons. NCBI's taxonomy places the organism in Eukaryota, Metazoa, Arthropoda, Insecta, Hymenoptera, Eulophidae. Gene Ontology annotation, molecular function: protein serine/threonine phosphatase activity. Bases 42 to 773 code for a protein of 243 amino acids. The record is from RefSeq and is a predicted model, not a curated record.
GCCGGACUUGAGCAGCCCGGCGUACACAAGACUGCUAGAAGAUGCUGAAGCAAUUGCAAAUGGGGAUGAGAGCUUUUCUCUUGAUGGCCUCUCGUGUGUGGACCUGUGUCUGUUUUCUACUCAAGAAGCAGGUUAGAGCCAUCUCGCAGAUGCAACCUGUCAAGUAUGAAAUCUUCCCCCUGUCUCCGCUAUCCAGGCACAGACUCAGUAUAGUUAAAAGAAAAAUACUUGUACUGGAUUUGGAUGAGACUCUGAUACACUCUCAUCACGAUGGAGUAGCUAGGCCAACAGUCAGGCCUGGUACCCCUCCUGACUUUGUUCUCAAAGUAACGAUAGAUCGGCAUCCGGUCAGAUUUUUUGUUCAUAAGAGACCCCACGUGGACUUUUUUUUGGAUAUCGUUAGUCAGUGGUAUGAACUUGUGGUGUUUACUGCUUCGAUGGAAAUUUAUGGUGCUGCUGUUGCUGAUAAAUUAGACAACAACAAAGGAAUUUUGAGGCGCAGAUACUACAGGCAACAUUGCACGCCUGAAAUGGGUUCCUAUACUAAGGAUUUGGCUGCCAUUUGUUCAGACUUGGCAUCAGUCUUUAUACUUGACAACAGUCCUGGUGCUUACAGAGCUUAUCCUAAUAAUGCAAUACCUAUCAAGUCAUGGUUUAGUGAUGCGGGAGAUACAGCACUUUUAAGUUUACUUCCAGUCUUAGAUGCUCUUCGUUUUACGCAAGACGUGCGCUCCGUACUUUCAAGAAAUUUACAUUUGCAUCACACGUGGUAGCAUAGCCCUAAUGUAUCAUUCGAAUAAGAUGGAAGAGUAAGGGUUACGUGAAACCUGGUUUAUAUUGUCCUAAACUGCUAUUUGCGCGCGUGUAUUAUAGGAUCAUUUACGAAAAACUCAUAAAAACUAUUUUCAAUUUGAAUAAGAAAAAACUCAUUGACAGCCGCAUAUUUUCAGUAGGCAAACUCUUCUACAGAUACGUUUAAGCACAAAACAUCUUGGAAGCUAUUGUUCUCUCUUAAUUUUUCUUGGUUUUCUAUUUUCGUGUUACUAUAUAAAAUAAUCGGCAAAACGAGACGAUAUUGCUCAAUCGUGCAUUAGCCAAUGAUUCAAAUUAAUAUCUUUACAACGUUACGCUGUAUCGCUUAUUUCCUUUAUCGUGACUUACCAAAUGUAUAUUUUUUGUGUAUCUUUUCAAUCAAGAUUUUUGUUUGACUCUGGUUUUUUUUUUUAUUAGAUAGAGUAUACAUACAAACCACGAAAGAGAGACUGUAAUCUCUGAGUACAAUGAUUUUACUACUAUUGUACAUUGUUUCAUCUAGGAUGCUAAAUAAGUUGCUGUAACUCACUGUAUCAGUGGGGCAGCUAUUUUCAUCAAAUUGUAAUCUAAAAAAAUAUUGAUAAAUCAAAUAAAAUGAUUGAAUCUACAAAUAUUUUGGUUGACAAUUA